AGUUGAUUUCGAUCACGAUUUUAGCAAAGUGAUCUUUGAGCUCAACUAUCGCGACGCUUCGACAACCACACCCAACGACCAAACUCCCCUUUCACCCACCCAACCCCAACAAUACCGCAAAAAUGGCCGGCGGAGUUACCGUUCGCGAUGUCGAUGCGCAGAAGUUCAUCACUGCCUACUCUGCUUUCUUGAAGCGUCAGGGCAAGCUUCCCAUCCCCGGUUGGGUCGAUACCGUCAAGACUGGUCCUGCUAAGGAGCUCCCUCCCCAGGACAUUGACUGGUUCUACGUCCGCGCCGCCUCCAUCGCCCGCCACGUCUACCUCCGCAAGACCGUCGGUGUUGGCCGUCUCCGCAAGGUCCACGGCACUGCCAAGAACCGUGGCAGCCGUCCCUCCAAGCACGUCGAUGCCUCCGGCUCCGUCGACCGAAAGGUCAUGCAGGCUCUUGAGAAGAUCGGUGUCCUUGAGCAGGACGAGGACAAGGGUGGCCGCCGCAUCACCCAGGCCGGACAGCGUGAUUUGGACCGAAUUGCCCAGACCACCGCUGAGGCCGAGGAGGAGGAGGAUGACGAGUAAACUAAAAAACUGGCGGUUUCCGGUCAAAGUCAAAGGUAGCAAUGGCAAUGGAAUUGGGCGUUGGGUCAUAGAUUUUGUCAUGUAUGAAUGAGAUUCCCCGACACUGGGUCAUUCGGUUUGGUCAAAUUGGACCCGUCCAACUUGUCGUUCAUUUUAUGGUCG
This is a messenger RNA of Fusarium verticillioides 7600, 737 nucleotides long. Its product is annotated as 40S ribosomal protein S19. The transcript is spliced from 3 exons. The record is from RefSeq and is a predicted model, not a curated record. Bases 123 to 575 code for a protein of 150 amino acids. Gene Ontology annotation, cellular component: cytosolic small ribosomal subunit; ribosome. Gene Ontology annotation, biological process: ribosomal small subunit assembly; translation. NCBI's taxonomy places the organism in Eukaryota, Fungi, Ascomycota, Sordariomycetes, Hypocreales, Nectriaceae. Gene Ontology annotation, molecular function: structural constituent of ribosome; RNA binding.